AUGAAGUCAGAUUUCAAGUUCUCGAAUCUUUUAGGAACUGUGUACAAGCGAGGUAACUUGGUCUAUACAGAAGAUGGAACCAAACUUCUUUCUCCUGUUGGGAAUAGAGUUUCCUGCUUUGACCUCAUCAAAUCACAAUCCUUUACUUUUAACUACCAGCACAGAAAGAACAUCCAAUGUCUUGCGUUGAACAGACAAAACACAUUACUUAUCUCAAUAGACGAAGACGGACGGGCAAUUCUUGUCAACUUUGUCUCGCGUGUUGUUUUGCAUCAUUUCAAUUUUAAAUCAAAAGUCCACAAUAUCAGCUUCAGUCCAUGCGGCAAAUACUUUGCAGUUGCUGUUGGUCGAUUCAUUCAAGUCUGGAAAACUCCAGACUUUACAGAGGAUAGACAGUUUGCACCUUUUGUGAGGCAUCGAAUAUACCUGGGCCAUUUCGAUGAUGUGUUGAGCAUCUCGUGGUCAGAGGAUUCUAAAUACUUUAUAAGCACAAGUAAGGAUAUGACUGCUAGAAUCUACUCAUUGCAGUCAAGUGAUCGUGAUGUUGCUCGUACUUUCUCAGGUCAUAGGGAUUAUGUUGUUAAUGCCUUUUUUAGCAAGGACAACGAUAUCAUAUUUACAGUGAGUAAAGAUGGUGCUUUAUUCAAAUGGGAAUAUACCGAGUCUCCUGAAGCAGCUAGCGAUGAAGAGGAUGAAGAAGAAGAAGAAGUAGAAGAUAAACGUGAGUGGCGAAUUACGGAAAAGAAUUUUUUUUAUGGUGAUGGAAAACUUCACUGUGCUACAUUCCACCCAUUGUCUAGCUUGCUAGUUGUUGGCUUUUCCAAUGGUGAAUUUAGAAUCUAUGAAAUCAGCGAUGGGUUUAAUCUUAUUCAACUGUUGAGUAUGGGUCAAAACACAAUCAAUACUGUUAGUAUAAACAAGACUGGAGAAUGGCUAGCCUUUGGUUCAUCGAAACUUGGCCAACUCUUGGUUUAUGAAUGGCAAUCCGAGUCAUAUAUCCUCAAACAGCAGGGCCACUUUGACGCGAUGAACACGUUGUGCUACUCGCCAGAUGGAUCCAGGGUAGUUACAGGAUCUGAUGAUGGUAAGAUCAAGAUCUGGGAUGUUGCGUCUGGUUUCUGUCUUAUGACAUUUACUGAGCAUACCUCAGCAGUAACUCAGGUGCAAUUUGCCAAGAAGGGCCAUGUCUUGUUUUCAUCUUCAUUAGAUGGUACAAUUCGAGCAUACGAUUUAAUUAGGUUUAGAAAUUUCAAGACAUUCACUGCUACAUCAAGGGUACAAUUCAAUUGUCUCGCAGUUGAUCCUAGUGGUGAAGUUGUAGUUGGUGGUUCGCAGGAUACUUUUGAAAUUUAUGUGUGGUCAGUGCAAACCGGUCAGUUGUUGGACUCAUUAACUGGUCACGAGGGACCUAUUUCUUGCCUUGCUUUUGGUCAAGAGAAUUCUACCUUGGCGUCUGCAUCUUGGGAUAAAACGGUUAGAAUUUGGAAUAUUUUUUCUAGAAACCAAACGGUUGAGCCAAUUGAAAUCUCGAGCGAUGUUCUUAGUCUCACCAUGCGUCCUGAUUGUAAAGAACUUGCAGUAUCGACGUUGGAUGGUCAUAUUACUAUUUUCGACAUUGAGGAUGCUAAGCAGUUGCAUCUCAUUGAUGGUCGUAAAGAUAUCAUUAGUGGUAGGUAUCUCGAUGAUAAAUUUGUUAGUAAGAACUCGAAUCGUGGUAAAUACUUUGAUACUAUUGUUUAUUCGUUUGAUGGGUUAACAUUAUUAGCAGCUGGAAACAAUAACUCAAUCUGCAUGUAUGAUAUUGAUAAUGAAGUGUUGCUAAAGAGGUUUAUUGUUUCGCAAAACAUGUCGAUUGAUGGAACGUUGCAAAAAUUGAAUAGUAGCAAGAUUACUGAUGCUGGGAUUAAUGCCGACCUUAUCGAUAGAAAUGGAGAGAAUAGUGAUUUAGAGGAUAGGAUGGACAAUACGCUUCCUGGAUCACAGCGUGGUGGAGAUCCAAGUGAGCGUCGAACAAGACAAGCUGUUAGAGUUACUUCGGUGCAAUUUUCUCCUACAACUUCUGCUUUUGCAGCAGCAACUACAGAAGGGCUUUUAAUUUACUCUGUGAAUCAAGAACUUGUGUUUGAUCCAUUUGAUUUGGAUGUUGAUAUUACCCCCGAGGCUACUAUUGAGUCUUUAAAAGAGAAAGAGUAUCUUGUUGCCUUAAUUAUGUCGUUGCGUCUUAAUGAAGUAUACCUUAUGCAUAGGGUUAUUGAGAAUAUUCCAUUGCAAGACAUAAAAUUAGUUUGUCAGGAUAUUCCAAUAAUCUAUGUCAAUCGUGUGCUCAAUUUUAUUGGCGAGUUGCUCAAUAAGCAUGAAUCUCCACAUAUGGAAUUUUAUUUGAUCUGGAUCAGGAAUUUGCUUAUCCAACAUGGUACUUAUAUGCAUAUGCACAAGUUUGAGUUCCGUGCAUCCUUGAAGCUCUUGUCAAGGUUUUUGAAUAAGGUGGCCAAGGAUGUGGUGAAUGUUGGUAAAAAGAAUGAUUACUUGUUGACUUUCUUGACUGUUAGUAAAGACUUGAAAGGAGCUGGGUUUGGUGAAGAGGGCGGCGAGAGCAAUGGUGCUAAUGCCAAUGAUGUGCUCGUUAGAAUAAGUGACGAUGACGAUGACGACGAAGAUGCUAUUGUAGAGGAUGGAGAUAGCGAUGGAGAAUGGUUUGGUCCUGGUAAUGUUGAUCUCAAACAGACUGCCCAGCCAUUGACAUUUGCCAAUACAAACUCCGAAGAAGAAGAAGAUGACGAUGAUGAUGAUGAGUUAAUAGAGGUAUAG
This is a messenger RNA of Lodderomyces elongisporus, 2808 nucleotides long. RefSeq names its product snoRNA-binding rRNA-processing protein (gene PWP2). NCBI's taxonomy places the organism in Eukaryota, Fungi, Ascomycota, Pichiomycetes, Serinales, Debaryomycetaceae. The record is from RefSeq and is a predicted model, not a curated record. Gene Ontology annotation, cellular component: small-subunit processome; Pwp2p-containing subcomplex of 90S preribosome. Bases 1 to 2808 code for a protein of 935 amino acids. Gene Ontology annotation, biological process: maturation of SSU-rRNA from tricistronic rRNA transcript (SSU-rRNA, 5.8S rRNA, LSU-rRNA); ribosomal small subunit assembly. Gene Ontology annotation, molecular function: protein binding. The transcript has a single exon.